GAGUGUGUGAGUGAGUGAGUGAGUGUGUGAGUGAGUGUGUGAGUGUGAGCUCCGUCUUUGCAAGAGAGCCUUCACGGUUCCCAACAUUCUCGUUCAUGUUUCGAUCCGCAAAUGAACUUUCGGGUUAAUGAGGACCUCCGAUCGCGUCUCUCUUUGUUUUUCUCUUCUUCUUCUUCUUCUUCUUCUUCCUUCUAACCCCCAGUGAGAAAGAAGGGCAACUCGGGGGGACUGGGGGGGGAGAUGCCAUCGGAGGAGUGCGCGGAUCGGGUCACCCCACAAGGAUCACUGUACAGGGAACUGCCCCACAUCAUCAACACCGAUGGACAGUACCUGUUCUGCAGGUACUGGAGCCCGAAAACAAAGCCCAGGGCGCUAGUAAUGAUAAUGCAUGGUGCUGGAGAGCACAGUGGCCGCUACAAUGAACUUGCUGAACUGAUUAUGAACGAAUCCAUCUUUGUAUUUGCACAUGACCACGUUGGCCAUGGACAGAGUGAAGGGAAUCGGAUGGUUAUUUCCAAUUUUCAAGUAUACAUACGUGACUGCUUGCAACACAUUGACCACAUGAAGGAAAAGUACCCAGGUCUAAACAUUUUUCUAAUCGGCCAUUCUAUGGGUGGAGCAAUCGCCAUCCUCACAGCGAACGAGAGACCAAAUGAUUUUGCAGGGGUGAUGUUAAUAGCACCUCUGAUUACCCUGCAGCCUGAAACAUCAACUCCCACCAAGGUGUUCCUUGCCAGGCUCCUGAACUAUGUUUUGCCAAAUAUCGGUCUUGGAUCCAUUGAUCCCAAUUUCAUAUCCAGAUCAGAGGAAGAGGUGAAGAACUAUAUCAAUGAUCCUCUGAACUACCAUGGAAGUGUAAAGGUUAGCUUUGCAGUUCAACUGUUGAACACAGUUGCCAGGAUUGAAGAGAUUCUGCCAAAGAUCACCUGGCCAUUCUUGCUGCUCCAUGGUGAAGCAGACAAACUGUGUGACAUCAACGGCUCUUACCACAUGUACGACACAGCACCAAGCAAAGACAGGACUUUAAAGGUCUACACAUCUGCCUAUCAUGUGCUCCAUAAAGAGUUGCCCCAAGUCACCAGUGAAGUGUUCACAGAAAUUCAGAAGUGGAUUGUCAAGAGGUUAUAAACAAUAUCAAAAAAAAAUUGUUCCCCAGAUUUUGAAAAAAACUAAUUUUUUUACAUGGUCUGCUUGACCAAACUAAAUGUUACAGAAGACGGCUUUCAUUCACCCCUUUCCCAGCGGCAAAUCCAAAUGUUUUCCCCCUCUUCCUCCCCCAUAUAUAUUCUUUGGCCUAAGAUCGAUCUGAUAAAAUUAUUUUAUAUUCCAACAUCAAAUUAAGACAAAUUAUAAAAUAUAAUUGCCAUGGGCCAAUUUUGUGUUAUCAAUAGAUUUGUAAAUAUGUCUUUGUAUUCACAAACAUGUUGGUGCAGGUUAUUUUAUUUACCUUAUAUGAAAGCCCUUUAUUAUUUCUUUUGAAUGUAAAUUGUUUCCUCUUGUGACUCAGUAUCUUCUAUUCAGGAUGUCCCUACAACAAAUUUACAUUUAUAUGGCGUGUUUCAUGUCAAGAGGAUGUCCCAAGGCACUAGGCUGUUCAAAAUGGAAUCUCAGCUUUAUACAAAUAGUUAUUCCCCGUCACACCUGGAGUUGCCAAAAGGCCAAACUUGGAGCUAAUCUGGGGUACAUGGCCAUUUGAUCCCGUCUGUUGUGAUCUUGCUGUUAGAGUCCAUAUCAUUCAUGGCCCCAGACAGCAGUCUGCAAUAUAAACUCCAGCAACUUUAACUAAUCCAAUUGUAAGAGGUGCCAUCUUUUAUAUGAGAUGUUGAACUGAGGUCCCAUCUAAGGUUGACAUUAAAGAUCCCAUUAUACAAUUAGAAAAAAUGUUUCUCUUUAUGUCCAGAUUAAUUGGUCGUUCACUCAUGGGCUGUUUGUGGGACCUCAUGAUAUUUGCCUACAAAAACAGUUGCUCCAUCUUGACAGUAAUUACUCAAGUACUUUGAGCCAUUUUGUCAUUAUAAGGACUAUAAAAAUAUAAGUGUAUUCUAUGCAAGUUUAGUCUGUAGAUGGAGCACAUCACAUAGAGAAUUAUCUCAUUGAUUGUUGGCAGGUGUGCCGUUCCACAUUUUAAAAUGUUUCCCUCAUUCAAAUCAGAGCAAUAUCAACUAUGAAGAUAGGGAUUGAGUGUCUCAAAUUAAAAAAAAGGUAUUGAGGUGGAUUAAGAGGGUAAUAUGUCUAAAUAAGAAUUAUAUUGCAUGUUUAAGAGUGUUAUUGUAUUGUAACAGAGAGUUAACUGAAACUAAGUAAACUGUUAAUACAAUUUAAGAAUUUGUUGUAAGAAUUGAGCCUGUAUAUAUUGGGAAUGUAUUGUACUACAUUAAUUUGGGACUAUAUUCAGUACAUUAAUUAAUAAAUUUUAUUGCUAUUUCA
Messenger RNA from Callorhinchus milii (elephant shark), 2427 nucleotides. RefSeq names its product monoglyceride lipase (gene mgll). The transcript has 7 exons. Gene Ontology annotation, molecular function: lipase activity. Bases 241 to 1128 code for a protein of 295 amino acids. Gene Ontology annotation, cellular component: membrane. NCBI's taxonomy places the organism in Eukaryota, Metazoa, Chordata, Chondrichthyes, Chimaeriformes, Callorhinchidae. The record is from RefSeq and is a predicted model, not a curated record.